Molecule: messenger RNA, 5092 nt
Organism: Hippocampus zosterae (dwarf seahorse)
Lineage: Eukaryota; Metazoa; Chordata; Actinopteri; Syngnathiformes; Syngnathidae
Gene: zbtb16b
Product: zinc finger and BTB domain containing 16b
Exons: 7
Coding region: 287-2182 (631 amino acids)
Biological process (GO): regulation of immune system process; regulation of cytokine production; negative regulation of transcription by RNA polymerase II
Molecular function (GO): protein binding
Source: RefSeq, a predicted model, not a curated record
GCAUUUAAAACGAAAUGACAAGCGUUGGUUUGGGGAGAGGGUUUUAUAAUCCUCCCAGUGGGUUCCAAGUUUGCCUGAACCAGAUUUUUGAUGGCAACUACAACUGGAGUUCUUUUCUUUUUUGUUUUCCCCUACACCGUGAGGCUCUUGAUGUGAAUUGCCAGUGUGCACCUGAUGCGCUGCGAGGAGUGCGGGCAUCCAUAGCAAGUUCACAGCCCCCAAGCUGAAAGAGGGCCAACGCCUGAGGCGCGGCCACAGCAAAAGUCUCAGUGGGUUCUGAUGAAACAUGGGCGUGCUCCAGCUCCACAACCCGGCUCACCCUGACACUCUGCUGCAGCGGGCCAACCAGAUGCGCCUGGCGGGCACCCUGUGCGACGUCAUCAUCACGGUGGACGGCCACGAGUUCCCGGCGCAUCGCACCGUCCUGGCGUGCACCAGCAAGAUGUUUGAGAUCCUAUUCCACCGCAGCAGCCUGCGCUAUGCUCUGGACUUCCUUUCUCCCAAGACUUUCCAACAGAUCCUGGAGUACGCGUACACAGCAUCGCUGCAGGCCACGGCCGAGGACCUGGACGACCUGCUGUACGCCGCCGAGAUUCUGGAGAUCGAGUUUCUGGAGGAGCAGUGCCUGAAGGUGCUGGAGACGAUCCAGGCCGAGGAGAGUGAGGACACGCUGGUGCGUAACCACAUCGGCGGAGACCAUGGCGACCACGGUCGAGCCAGACACUGGCGGCACCUGAUGUCCAAAAAUCACUCCAUCCCGGACGGACCACCGCGCACCAACGCCGCUGCUUUACACCACCUGGCGUUGUACCACAUGACGGAGAGGAGCCCAUCGGGGCCUGACCCAAACGACCCUCCAGAACUGAGCCCCAAGCUGGAUGUGAACAUGGACAUUUCCCAGGAGCUGCAGCAGGGCAGUGCCGAGGCCCCGACCCUGGAGCCCAUUGAAGGUAUCAAGUCGGAGAACAUGCAGGUGGGCGAAGCGGACUGUUGCGAGGGCCGCUCGUCCGGAAGCUGCGCGUCUGAACCGAGCCGGGACGAGGGCCCGGGGACCCCGCUGAGAAGCAGCGUGAUCACUAGCACCCGAGAGCUGCACGCCGGCCCCGAGGAGGGCAUGGUGGGGAGCUCUCUGGACUGUUUCCCCGUGAUAGCCGAGAAGCACCUGGCAUCCAUUUACUCUGUCGCCCCCAAUCACGCGGGAGAGGCCAUGACUCAGGUGGCCGUGUCGCUGGGCCCUUCUCUGGGCAUGCCGCUGGAUCCGCGGACCUACGGUGGCCUGUUGCACCAGGGCCUUUUGCACCGGGAGCUGCUGAGCAGGUUGGGCCAGUUUGCGGCGGGAAUGAGGCACGAGGGGUCCGUUCAGGGACCGCAGUGUUGUGGCGAGUGCGGGCUGCAGCUACAUAACCGGCAGGCCAUGGAACAGCACAGGAGGCUGCAUGACGACGAGAAGGGGCACGGCUGCGAAUUCUGUGGCAAACACUUCCAGGACAGCAUGCGGCUACGCAUGCACAUGCUGUGUCACACAGCUCCCGCCGAGGCGCUGGUGUGCGAUCAGUGCGGAGCCACCUUCUCCUCAGAGGAGGCUCUGGAUGCUCACCGGCUCACACACACAGGGACUGACAUGGCGGUGUUCUGUCUGCUGUGUGCAAAGCGCUUCCAGACCCAGAAGGCCCUGCAGCAGCACAUGGAGGUCCACGCAGGCAUGCACAGCUACAUCUGCAGCCACUGCGAGCGCCCAUUCCCCAGCCACACCACCCUCAAAAGACAUUUGCGCUCACACUCGGGCGAUCACCCAUUUGAGUGUGAGUUCUGUGGGAGUUGCUUCCGAGACGAUGGCACCCUGAGGGGACACAAACGCAUCCACACGGGAGAGAAACCUUACGAAUGCAACAGCUGCGGGAAGCGCUUCAGCCUCAAACACCAGCUCGAGACGCACUACCGCGUGCACACAGGUGAGAAGCCAUUUGAGUGUAAGCUGUGUCACCAACGUUCCAGAGACUACUCGGCUAUGAUCAAGCACCUGCGCACGCACAAUGGCGCGUCUCCGUACCAGUGCACCAUCUGCCAGGACUUCUGCCCGAGCCUGGCUGCCAUGCAGAAGCACAUGAAAGGCCACAAACCGGAGGAAGUGCCGGCAGACUGGAGGAUAGAAAAGACUUAUCUGUAUGUCUGUUACGUCUGAGCAGGUCUAGGACCCAGAGGCGGGAGAGUGGGGAGCGGGCGCCGACGCACAAUAAUAGUUGAAAAAAAUUAGUUAAUUGUGAGUCUUUCUGGGUCAAAUAUAAAAAUGCAAAGUCGAGAGUUGUCAUCCCGGGAGAGCAUGCUAGCGCUGAAACAAUAACGCAAUUUAUGAAAAUAUUUGUGCCAUGUCACGAUGAAAGUCUUCGGUGGUCACACGCCAAAAAUGUGCUAAAACUGUGAAAAAGUUCAAAGACAGAGAAAGUGGACUACAUCAGCCAGCCAGUACCGGCAGGCCGACUUGGUUCAAUUGCGACCCAAAGAGUCGUUAUGAGAGUAUUCCAUUUCCUCAAGCACACCUCACAGAAUUCCACACAAAAGUGGCGAGUGCAGACGCGUUUACACAAGAACAAUAUCGUAAAAAUGGGGGUUUAAAUUUAUUUACAAAGACAUUUUUCAAGAUUUCAAGUCACGGUAAAGCAAAGACGUCUGUAGACGCAGUCACUGAGAUUAUUAGUUAUUGGUGUAAUCUGUCUUCUGGUCAAAAACCUUGCUGCCAUUUUUUGCUCCCGACAAUGCUGCGACUGAUAAUUUCUUUGUUAAAAUGGUCCAGUGCACAGAAGUGACAGACUGGCAUAUUUUUUUCUGGGCCGUUACUGAUAACUUAUAAAGUAAAUGUUAAUGUAAAAUGUAAAAUAUUGCCAUCAUGAAUCAAGAAAAAAAAAUAAAACAAAAAUAACAAAUCCAACUCCUUUGCUGAAAUACCAUGAAACGUGUGUUAAAAUAACUUAAAAUUUGCCACAGGAAAGGGUUUUCUUUUUGCCGUUUUAAAAUUCUAAUAAGUGCAGGGAGCUCGCAGCAUGUCUGAAGUUAGAUGAAAACCUAAACAAGUAAGUAGCUAUCUGAAGUUCGAGAGAAAAUAAAGUUUAGAAUUCAAUAAAACCAAAACAUUCCAUUUUCACUUAUUUUAUUUAGAAAAUAAAAAAUUGCAAGGGAGUUCCCAGUGUCAGCAGUAUUUCUUAAAAAGUGACAUUUUCAAGUAGGUUCUCAAAAGUCAACCCAGUUUUCUCUUUGGAUUUCACAUUUAAAAAAAAGGCAGAUGCUGAUAAUUGCCAAAAUGUCAGCACCGACAACUGGUCUAUCCCGACUGAACCUCUAAAAAAUUAAGACUAAGGUUGACGUCGCUUGACUCUUAAUUUGCCAAAUAAGCAAAAGGUACUCUGGGCGGUGUCUGGUUGUUGCAUUAUUAAAAAGUCACCUUUAAUAAGGUACAAUAAUUAUUGACUGUUACUCAAUUUGUGAGUAAAUAUGUCUUGGUUUGUUGACCUAUCUGAGUUACUCCCUGGAUUGUGCUGUUAAAAUCUUUAGAGGAAAAAAAAAAGAUUUGUUAAUUGGUUGGUGCGCAACCUCCUCCCCAGUCUUUUGUGACUGUGUUUUUCCUUGGCUGUUUUUAUGAUUAUUUUUUAUUUUUUUAGUUCCUGUGCAUGUUGUACUUGAAUGGAUGCCAGGUUCUUGGCCUCACAACACACCAUCAUUUUGAUGGUCGAAUGGCGUCAUGGGUUCCGAGGUAGCAGGCUUCUAUUUUAUUCAGUGUAAUUGUUUUAUUGCUAUUUAUAUGUUGUUUGUUACCAAAUAUGUGCUGAUUAUCACCAUGUUUCAGGUAGAGCAAACUACUUGCCCACCAUUUCUCCCCGUUUGUUGGCAAACAGUGUUAAUCCGUCUGUGGGUUUCAUUUCCGAACGAUUACCGUCACACUUUAAAUGGUGAAACAGUGCAGGAAAAAAAAAUGUAAAGCACCUCAACAUGGCUUUGAUGCGUGUCUUUUUUUUAAUCACUGUCUAUAAUUAGACAUCUUAUAAAUCACAGAAUGGACAAAAAUAGAACAUUAAAAGCAAACUGCUUUUUUGUUAUUUUUAAAGAAAAUCCAGACAAGGGGCGAUUGGUGUUAGUUGUGGUGUAUGUCAUGUACAGGCCGUCCUGCUUUGUUGUUCCCUGUGUGAGCCUAACACGGGCGUUAUAGAGUUAAAACAUGUUGUAUUUUUGUAUCACAGUAAUUUGCUGUCUUGUUUACAUUUAGUAUCAUUUGAGAAGCAUCUUUAACGUGUACUUUUUGUAUGUCUCCGAUGGAAAAAAAAGUCCUCUCCUCUCCCCCUUGUGCCUCUUUUUCUAAGUAGGGCGUUGACAUGUUUGAGUACGUGGGUCUGUGCUGUUGGUGGGCUUCUUUUUUUUGUUGUUUCUCAUUCCCAAAAUUCGACCUGGGAUCCACGUCUCGGAAACAUUGCAACUGGAAGCAACAUACUGUGAUUGUGACGCUGGCGCUCUAAUGCAAGUUGCCAGCAAGGGGGAUGUAAAAAACGCUCAUAUUGCGUUCCUGUCUAGAGUGAAAGUUAACUGUGGGGAGUUUGGGGUUAGGGGGAUAUACAGCACAUCCUGGCAACUUGAUGCCAUGACACACAUUCACUGUAUCUAUUCUAUCCAUGAACAUGCACUAUAACCAGUUUAGUCAGUGGACCAAAAGAAAUAGAGCACUUUUGUUUGAAAUGUUUUUUUUUAAAUCUUUGUAUAUUGUGAUAAUGCAGAUGUCCUUUUAUUUUGGUGUGUCCUAGAAGGCUGUGAUUCGCAUCGUUUAGAUAUGUCGAUGUCUGUCUACCUCAGGGCCAGGUCAAAGCUCGAGCUGGUGUCCAAUCAGGGUUGUUCUUCUUGCCAUGUGUGCAGUAAAAUCCCUCCUCAUUGCAGCUUUUUAACACCUGUGUGUGAAAGUGUUCUCUCGGUGUGGAUUCAGGCACAACUCCGUAUGCAUCAGUGUUCGAUGGCAUGGUAAAAAAAAAAAAAGAAUUAAAACAAUUUACUAUUCUAUGCAUUCCAUCUCUUCUGUCUGUUUGAUCACCAAACAUAUUAAAAUGUGCGAAAGGAU